Messenger RNA from Mytilus trossulus (common blue mussel), 657 nucleotides. Its product is annotated as low-density lipoprotein receptor-like. The transcript has 7 exons. Lineage: Eukaryota; Metazoa; Mollusca; Bivalvia; Mytilida; Mytilidae. The coding region runs from base 112 to 657 and encodes 181 amino acids. Gene Ontology annotation, molecular function: protein binding. Gene Ontology annotation, cellular component: plasma membrane. The record is from RefSeq and is a predicted model, not a curated record.
AAAAAAGAUAUUAAAAUUUAAAGAUAAUGGUUUUGACAUUUUCCUGUCAAAAGGCAUAUAUAGGAAUCAGAAAAACACGAUUUAGUAGACUACAACCAUCAAUGCUAAAGAAUGAUCACCAUGUAUGUACAAAUAGUCCUAGGAAUAUUGUGUUUAUUAGUUGUCUCAGCAGGUGCUAAUACGAAUGGGAGCAGGUCUGUAGAAGAUUGCAUUCUAUGGCUAACAGACGACACGUAUUCCGACUGUUAUCUAUGUUUGCCGUGUUCUGAUGGUUCAGGAAUCCAAGGUCACAUUUGCCGUUUAUCACUAUGUGAUGGAAAGAAUGAUUGCGACAAUGGUGAAGAUGAGGAAGAACCCAUAUGUCGGACGGAACCUUGUUCGAAGGACCAGUGGCGUUGUACAGAUGAUAAACAAUGUAUUUGCAAUGACGGACAGUGUGACGGAAAUGUAGAUUGUUUAGACGGAUCAGAUGAGGAUCCUGACACAUGUAUAGGAAAACCAUGUUCUAAAGAAGAGAUAAAAUGUGAUGAUAAAAUGCAGUGUUUCCAUGAGAUGAAUCGUUGUGAUGGUCAUCCUACAUGUAGUGAUAAGUCAGACGAGGCCAAUUGUACAGAAUUUCAGUGUUCUGCGUACAUGUGCACGGGUGUCAUUCGAUGA